Messenger RNA from Entelurus aequoreus (snake pipefish), 760 nucleotides. Its product is annotated as ladderlectin-like. The coding region runs from base 1 to 387 and encodes 128 amino acids. NCBI's taxonomy places the organism in Eukaryota, Metazoa, Chordata, Actinopteri, Syngnathiformes, Syngnathidae. The record is from RefSeq and is a predicted model, not a curated record. Gene Ontology annotation, molecular function: signaling receptor activity. The transcript has 4 exons.
AUGGCUUUUUCUCCUCGGUUGUUGUUGCUUCUGACUGCCGUCAGCGGACUUCUGGCAGGAAGUAUCAUCUGCAAAAUUCUCGGCGGGAACCUGGUGUCCAUUCACAGCAGUCUGGAGAACGAAGUUGUUCGACAAUUGAUUUUUGACGCGACUGGCAGAAACACUCGCACCUGGAUCGGAUUCACUGACGCAAUAGAGGAGGAUUCCUUUCUUUGGACCGACGGCUCAGAUGUGGAUUUCACCGACUGGGCAAACGGUCGCCCGAACAACAAUGGAGAACAGGACUGUGCAAUAAUCAACUUCAGAGGAGAUGAUGACUGGAACGAUAUCCAAUGCACGCUGUUAAGACCUUUUGUCUGUGCCAUGGAUCUGAAACUUCACCAUUAAGAUCCCUCCAUGAUAUCUUCUAGUGUUUCCACUGUCUGGGUUAGACCGCUAAAACAACUUCUUUACGCUAAUUGCUCUGUGCUUACAUUAUUCCAAGAACGUCUCAUUGAUUAGUUCACAAAGAUUGGUCCAAGAUCCCCUUUAGCUGAUCACACAGAUUCUACUUAUUUACUAGACAUGUCAAUGUUAGUGGUGAGUUGGAUAGUUUUAGGCAAUUAGUUCCAUUCUUUCAUGCCUUCUUUCGUUCUAUUCACUUCUGCACAAGCUCUAUUCCCUGGGUAUUCAAGAUGUAGAAGAAAAAAACAGUCACCUCGACUUUGGCUGGAAACGACAUACUGUACCAUCUUAGAAUGUGAACAUAGCGUUUUAAUAA